AAUGUAUUUUUUUUUUCCGUUUCGUGUGCCCAGAGUGAUAUGUUCGCUUAAUUUUUUCAUUUUGUUUGUUUGUGUUUGACCCGCACCGCACGUCGAUGCCGGCUAGUAAGGGGGCCCCACUAGGGAGAUUCCCGACGUGUCAUUGCAGUGUCUACGGGGGUUUCAAGUUGUGUCGCUGAUAUGGAGCGAUAUCAGCCGUCUGUCGGGGCCCCCCUACUAGCAACUACUCAGUGACAACUCGGAAAUGGCCCUGUGUCAUUGACGUCAGCCGUCCCUCGGGGCCCCCUUCAGCUCGGGGCCCUAGGCAAUUGCCUGGGUUGCUUGUUCCGUUGCAGCGCCUGUGCUAGUAUCUAUACAAAAAACGUUAAAUGCCUUACCUGCCCGCUGGAGCCAGCAGGCGGACCGGGUGGAGCAGACGCUAUCGCAGAAUCACGCUGUGUUCAAGGUAGUGUGUGGAAGUGCGAAACGUCAGAUAUUAUAGCGGGAUCUUUGAACACCACAACCUGGCAAAGUGUGUUGUUCUUUCACUGCGAUUCAUGCCAAGUGUGGUCUAAAACAGCUUGCUAAACAUAAUUGUGUCUACUGCCAAUCACGUGAAUAUGCUGUAUAUAAAGGAGUGAGUCUUAAUUAUCGCAGUACCCACGUUUCUUGAAGGCAACGUAGUUGAGGCAGGUCGUCAGCCUUCUUUGUUAAGCUGUCACUCAUGAUACGAAAAAAAGAUUCGAAACUGUAAAAAAAAAGAUUGAAAAUAUACAUUGUUGAAUUGUUCAAUAAUCAAGACCAAAACAUCAAUUUUCAGGUUCAAAUCUUUUUUUCAAACGAACAAAACUAUUGGCAUGGAUUUAGCUCCAUAAUAAUCUGGUUUCUCAAAAAUGUUGUCAAUUUCACUGGCCAUUGAAGAAACUCUUUGAAUGACCUUAAACUUCAGACUUUGAGUUAACUCCUCUCCUCCUUUAUAACUUUCACUACCCUGGCCGAUGCUGAGCUACGAUUGGCCAGUCCGUGCUCGAGGAGCGGGGCUUAUCAAAGGGUCAAUUCCAUUGGUUAUCACUGCUGCUCCAAUUGGAUCGGACUGUCUGCCACUCAGGCGGUGGCCGGGGUCAUUUCAUUCCAACCCGACAGUAACUUCAGGUCAGUCUACCUGCUGCGCGUCAAGAAUGGCGGGACGUGUACUUCUUCGGGUCUGUACAACAGCAGCGCAGUUGAGGAGCAGCGCGGUGGCUCGUCCAUUGCACCACGCGAUGGCCACAGCCAACGGAAUACCAACAGAUGAAGAACAGGCGACCGGACUAGAGCGACGCGCUCUGCAGGCCCUCAAACAGGGAAAGGAUCCCUACAGUAUGCUAAAGCCCAGGCAGCAUGCUGGCACCAAGGGGGAGCCUCACAUUGUGCCAUGCAUUGGAACCAAGAGACUGGUGGGCUGUAUCUGUGAAGAAGACAACACAUCUGUUGUGUGGUUCUGGCUCCACGAGGGAGAUUCUCAGCGCUGUCCUUCCUGUGGUUCCCACUAUAAACUGGUCCACCAUGAGUUGCCCCAUUGAAACUAAAAUUAACACAAGUGCUGUACAAACAGGACAAUGCAGACAUCAAUAUCCGCCUCCUUCAUGGCCAUAUACUGCAAAUGUGUGCAUAUCAUUUCUCAUUAAAUGUCAACUUUAACUCAA
This is a messenger RNA of Cyclopterus lumpus (lumpfish), 1664 nucleotides long. Its product is annotated as cytochrome c oxidase subunit 5B, mitochondrial-like. NCBI's taxonomy places the organism in Eukaryota, Metazoa, Chordata, Actinopteri, Perciformes, Cyclopteridae. Gene Ontology annotation, biological process: mitochondrial electron transport, cytochrome c to oxygen. The record is from RefSeq and is a predicted model, not a curated record. The transcript has 4 exons. Bases 978 to 1541 code for a protein of 187 amino acids. Gene Ontology annotation, cellular component: mitochondrial envelope.